Messenger RNA from Schistocerca gregaria, 6242 nucleotides. RefSeq lists its product as uncharacterized. Lineage: Eukaryota; Metazoa; Arthropoda; Insecta; Orthoptera; Acrididae. The transcript has 7 exons. The record is from RefSeq and is a predicted model, not a curated record. Bases 1853 to 6235 code for a protein of 1460 amino acids.
CGUUACGUGUGGGCCGCGGCUGACUGGUUUCUGCUGAGCUCACCGGCUCGCCGCGGCCACUCAGUCACCGCCGGGCCCGCCUCACGCUCAGAGGUGCGACCGCUCCGCGCUACUCCGCGAUCGCGUCGCGUCGCGUCUCCGCUCCACCAGCGCCUCUUACGGCUUCGCCGCGAAACACUACCUGCAACCGCAGCAGCGCUAUUGUCACUCGUUCGGCGGGCUGUGACAAGUGAACGACGAUCGCCAGACUACCGGCUUUCUCCAUCCUCUACGAGGGGUUGCGUAGUUAAUAAGGCAGCAUUCAGUGUUUAAGGGUGGCUCGUCACCCCUUCCGCGCAACCCUCUGCGUUUGCCGGCUGAUCGCCCAGCAUACGUUACUGGCAACCUGUUCCAGCUGAAGCUCUCCGCUGUAAAGCAUAGCAGUCCGAGGCCGAGUGUGUGUGAUCAGAAACAGCUGUUCCUUCGUGCGUCAUCUUCCAGCCGGCGCCGACUUCAACGAACUUUGGUCCGACGCUCGUUGGAGAAACGCGCUCUAAAUCUGCGGUCACUUCAAAGUGUCGGCUCGGCCCGCCUCUUCCCACUAUAUUUAUGUGCUGUUCCUCUUUUCUUCCUCUGCAGUACUGACAUCCUCACUACUUUACUUCAAAAGAAAAAAAAAUUGUGCUCUUUCGCCAUCGUUAGAAGCCACAAGCAAUUCGGGCGAAGCGGAGCAUUUAAUCCCGUUUCCAGCGAUUCUGCACUCGCUCAUUAACGCUGCGCCCGUCAUGUGGCUAGGAGAUCAGUGCUCGCGAGUGCGCUUUAUUUAGAGCUGUACACGUUAAACUCGUAAUCGGUUUCGCCGGGCUAGCUAUGCAGGGCAUUUAAAUGGAUUUUCGAGGGGAAACGAACCCAGUAAUUACCAAAGUCUUGCCUUCGUAACUGCGCUGUAAAUGGGCACCCGCACGGCUAUUAGUCGGGGUUUCAUAGAGAUUGCGUCGGUACAGUGACGUAGCAGUUGCGCGAACUUUUCCACUUCCCCGUUGAUGUCUGGGGGCGCUGUUCUGUGCAAAACUGACGAGUGAAGGAGUGUCAUAGCUGUCACAGGGAGGUAAAUGUUUCCCUACUGAUGUUUGGUUAUUACGCUGGGAGUAGAGUUGUGAGGUGCAGAAUCAACGAGUGAAGAUAUCUCGAUUCAUGAGUGAAGGUUGAAUAACGCGGAGCGGUAGUGCCGAUACGAAGCGACAAAAAAUGUGGUAGGUUCAGAAUCAGCAGAGAGAAAUGACGGUCAGGCUAUCAGUAAUGAUGCCUUGAACCGAGAUUUUCUUUUUUUGUGUAAUAUGGAAGUCUGAAAUUGGUUAUAUGAAGCUUGUCUUACUGCUGACAGGUGUGCCUGUUACGGACGCGAGUGCAAAGUGCAGCUCUGGAAAUUCAGUCUCGUUCUAAGUGAGAGUGUGUGACAGUGAUCGACGCACAGUGGUUGUACAGCUAGUGGUUAUAUGUGUUUUUCGUACUGCUGCUGCUUUUGCAGUCACAGAGUCCAUUCCCCUGUGGACGCAACUUAUGACGUAGAAACAAACGUGUGACAUCGGAACAAGGCGGAGCCGUGUGAGUGCGCAAACUGGUCACGUCAGGUCCUCCAAGUGGUGCGGAGAUAAGAGGUGGUAACGUCAGACGAGGCAGCGAUUGGCGGGUCCGUUUGCGACAGCGGCAGCAGCAGCAGCCGCGAGACCGCACUUCCGGCGAGUGAGCCUGUCCGGCCGAUCCGCCGGCGCGGCGCUCUUCCGGCCGGCUCCAGUCCAGUCCAGUGCAGCGCGAGCGGUGACGGGUGCAGCGUGGCCACGCACGCGGCGCGCUGGUGUUCUCUGGAGGCCGGAUGGCGGCCGCCGCCGUCGUCGUCAAGAAACCCCUGGCGGGCGCGCCGGCCCCGCCCUCGAGACGCGAACGUCGACGGCCCCGCUGCCGCUGCUGCCAGCCCGCCGUCUCCGCCUGCCGCCGCUUCUGGGAUGAGCUGCUGGACGCGGUGCGGCGGCGGCGCAGCGGGCAGCAGAGGGACCAGCAGGAGACGAGUGAGGACACGGACGAGGACCUGGGGCUGCCGCGCUCGCCCACCAACUCGCCGCCCACCACCGCGGACGUGCUGCUCGACAAGACGCUCAAGGAAAACCCAACCAAAUCUCAUAGCACAUGCAGUGAUGGGUCGUUACUCAGCAUGGGUAGCUCCGAAAUGGACGAGGACUCCAUGGGACAAAACUCUGGUCAUUCCUCAAAGAUUUCUCUUCAAGACAAGAAAAUUUACCAGGAAAAUGCAUCAGAUGCUGAACUGGACAUUGGAGUGUUAGCUGUACCACUCAGCCACAGUGCAGCAAGGCAUAAGAUGGCUGUGCGGCCUAAAAGAACACACGGAGCACCCAGACGACACAGAAUGCAGCAGAUUUCUGCUGGGAGCUCCCUGCCUACAACCCCAGAAGUAAAUGAAGAAGCAUCUUGCAGGAGUACAAGUCCAGAGGUGAAACAAAGGAAAGAAAACGCAUCUGAAUUUAGCAAGAAUGAUGACACUGAAAUUCCUGCUUGGCCUUCCACUGCAACUGAACACAUGCUGCCACCUCUUGUGAAUCUGCCUAUUGAAAUUCAACAAAAAUCUGCAUCUCUCCCUCCUGGAUUAGCUCUCACUCCCGGAGAACAUGUGAACAAACUGCCUCGAAGCCGGUCAAAUGCUGCAUACAGACAGACUGAAGCAUCUUCAAGCAGCCGCUACAAACGAGCAGCAUCUGCUUCAGAACUUGAAAUGAAUAUGUCAAGUAUAAUUGCCCUAGAAGCUCUCACAAAAUCAAGGGAAAUGUUUGGCAUUGUUGGGGAAGAGGAUGAAGAUGAGAAAGCAGACACUGCAGAAGAUAAGGAUGAAAAUAAAGAAAAAGAUGAAAAGAAAGAGGAAACAACCUUUUUCGGACGGCUCUUGUCGAGACGUAGUGGGAAAAAGAAAAAGGAAAAAUCAGAUGAUGUAGACAGCAAUCUUGGUGAUAACUUAAACAAACAGAUUUCAGCUCCACCACUGAUACCAAAGCGAAUAAAUGAAGGUGGGCAAUAUGCCAAUGACUUUUUCACUGAUUUUACUUCCCAUGCGUCAUCUAGGCAUCAUAAUACCAAAUUACAGCCACGAAGUUCUGCUGCCUCACGUCAGAGAGUAGAGCCAAUUAAUUUACCACCAAGUCCUGAAAUAGAAAAAAGAGGAAAAGUUCUUGAAGUCCCUGAAGUUACUUCCAUUCCUCCAAAUGAUUAUGGCUCAGAUAUUUUAGUGACUGACAAAAAUGACAAUGUAAGUGUAGCAGAAAAAGUAGUUCCAGAUGUGAUGCAUGGAAAUCUCUCUGUUUCUCCUCCGAAACAUGUGUGGACAUCACAUAGCGCAGGAGGUAGCAAAGAAGUUAAUUCCACUUCAUUGCAGCAUAUAAAUGCAGAUAAAAGAUCUGAAAGUCAAGAUUCUCUCUCCAAUGAAAAUGAAUACAAAUCUUCCUUCAGAAUUGGUGAAGCACUAACUCGUGAGCAACCACUUCCUAGUGCGUAUGAUGAAACUGAUGAAAGAGAAUGCAGUUCCUUGGUGAACACAGUUGAGAAACCAAGCUCUCCAAAAUUUCCAAUCAAAAAGUCUCAGAGCUUUAGAACUGAUAUAGAUUUUUCACAGAAAACUCACAAAAAACCAGCAUCAAAUACAAGCAAUACAUUAAGUAACAUGGUCAAAGAAAGCCAAGAUCUGAGCUUUCAGGAAGAUGUAAGAGAAGUAGAAGAGACAACAAUAUCUUACAAAAGCACAAUUUCAGCAACAAUAUCUGCUGAUGAAACAAAAAUUAUGACAAUCAGUAGUGAAAGACCACUGAGUACAAAACCAAUGGAAAAAGAAUUAUUGUUUUAUGAUGAAACCGCUGCCAAUGAGAAGACAAACCUGUUUGCAAACAAUGUUUAUGUAUCAACAACAAGCGUUCUAAAAGAAAAAACAAUUGAAAAUAUAUUCACAAGUGUUUCAUCUCCUGAAGUUCCUCUAGCUAAGGAAAAUGUAGGAUCUCUUGAAAAGGCUGCCUCUUCAGAAAGUAUCAGUACUGAUCAUUAUUCAAAAACUUCGUCUGUGCUGGAGUCUAAACCACCAAAAACAUCCUCAGGUAGUGAAAAUGAUACCAACUACACUCAACAUGUAGUGCUGCCACCUGGCACUGAUGGUAUCACUAUCACACAAACAUUCACAAAACAUGAAGAAACUAAAACAGACUUAAAAGGGAAUAGUUCACAUUUUAUGCAGCAGGAUAACAUGGAUAUCUAUAAAGGUGAAAAUACAAUGGAAGAAGUUGUAAAAGCUGACCUUUCAGUAGACACUCGGCCUUCUAUAGCAGCAAUAAAUGAUGCAACUCAACAGCCAAAUGAGCUGGUAAUAACUGCACAAGAAUCAACAAAAACUGAGUCGAAUUUACCUGAAAUGCUAAGUGGACAAGAAAGUACUGCAAAGAGUUUUGAUAAUGCCAGGAAAAGUGCUGAUUUACCAAAAACACCCCCUGGAUUAUCUCAGCAGGAAAAAGAUUCACUUGCACACAAUUUUACUCCCCGGCCACAACCAACAAAACGUGAACCUCGGCUUGCUACUGCAUCAGAACACGUUCCUGAAUUUCUCAGAAUCCAGCUGAAUCGUGUUGAUAGUCAGCCUGCAGUGAAUGUAAUUUUUGAUACUGAUAAACCUGAUCCACAAAGAAGUCGUUUGAAAAGUAUUGAUGAGAAGUUAGGUAUAAAGACUGAACAGACAGAUGAUGCCGAUGAACAAGCAAAAAGGGCAUCACUCAUUUCUGAGACAUCCCAGGAAACACAUGGAACAACAUCUUCCAUUAAGCAGAAGCUCUUUAGAGAAGAACAGUUCAAAGCAGUUAAGGAUGGUGCUGAUGGUAGAAAUGUAACUGGAAAACCUGCUGGCCACACAUCGGAUGGCAUACAGAAGAUAUGUGAACCUGCUUCUGCAUUUGAAGAAAUAGCAAAGCCAGAAGCAGGAAUAAACAAUCCUGUGAAAACAAAGAGAAGUAUAUCAUUAACAGCAACUCCAAGUCAACAGAAUAGAAAUUACUCAGUUGUUUCAAUAUCAUCUGAAAUGCAAACAGCACGCCACCCAUCAAAGUUUGCUUUUAAGAAACAAUCGUCUAGUUUUGAUUCUCCAGAUUCUCACGUCCCUUUGAAUGAUAAUAUCCUAAACGAAUCUGAAGAUAUGAAGACCAUAAAUAAGUAUGAAGGGUCCAUAAGUACAAAAGAUUUUGGUAUACAAGAUGUAGUAAUUCGUAAAAAAUCUGUGCAAAGGGACCCCAUCCUCAGAAAGGAGGAAGACUGUUUUCCUCCUGUUGAAAGGUUUUCAUCAGGACGUGAGUCAGUCUGUUCUGAGGCAAGUUCUACAGAUAAUAGCCACAGGAGCUCAAAAUCAAAAGAAACUUUUGGAUCAGAGUCAGGCAGUGUAUUCGAGAAUAGUAUGAACGAAGUAGUUCUACGUAAAAAGUCAGUGACGAAAGAGAUAGGCCUUAAAAACGAGGAAGAACCUGAGUUACUCAAAGUAUUUGCUAGGAGAUCUCUUAAACUGAAAGAUAGUGAUAUUGAAGUUCUUAGCCAACAAAGUCUCUCAUCAAAGAACCGGGAAAACCAAGCCGUCUCUGACACUCAGGCAACAAAAUCAAGAGAUAGUGACAAAGAAAAUGAAUGUGGAGAUUCACCUAAAGAAGAGAGGAAAAAGUUGCCUGUUAAGGAACCACUUGUUGAGUCAAAACACCACACAGACAUAGUUCCUGAACCACCUAUUAAAUUAGCUGCCCCCGUGAAUAAUACCCGACACAGCAGCCCAGCAAAUUUUAAGUAUCAAAGAAGUAUAAGUGGAAGCAGCACUGCAAGCAAUGAGAACACAAACAUAAACGAGAACAUUUUAUCCCCCUAUAAAAAGGAUAACAUGAGCCCCGAAAAACGCAUUAGAAAUAAAACUGUUCCUGAAUCACAGCGCACAGAUAGUUGCUUCAUUUCUUCAGAAAGAACUCCACACAGAGCUUGGGCAAACAUAUAUAAAGAGAAAGAACUGCACAUUGUAAGCACUGAGAGCAAAACAGCAGCAGAGAGACUGAAUACCCAGACUGAAAAUGAGACUAAUGCUUCAGAGGUUGAAGAAAGCAGCAUUCCAAGAUUCAAGCGCAUACAGCAGAGGCGAGAGGAGUGGGAGCAACGAGCACAGCUGGCCUCAAAGAGGAAUCUGCCUUAGGUGCUAA